AUAUAUAUGUUAUGAGUACGGUCUUUACCUGAUCACUAACGUAUACUCCAGAUAUGCUGAAACAUAAAUGCACCAGCAUAGAAACAAACGAUAUAUUGUUGCCACAGGAGCCUAAGGAAUAUUUAUGAAGGAUUCUAGGUUAGGAAUGGAGUUUGUGCCUCACGUUUUGGUUGCAACUCAGGGAGUGGCGGACCUCUCUCUCCACACACAAGUUUCUCCUAGUCAGUGACGGACUGGGGUCCCUCGGGCCCUACCAUGUGCCGGGAAACGGACCCAAGUGCUGGCAUCUAUGAUUAGUUACUCCUGUACAUUACUGAAAUUAUGUGUGUAUUCCGUGUGGCUUGGCUCAACCAGUAAACUAUGUGUAUGCAAUUUACUCUUUUGUGAGUAGAAUACUGUGUGAGAUGCGUGUAGAGUUCCAGUUUUUAUUCGCCUGUGAUGUUACUUGAAAUCCGGUACCUUAUGUUGUGAAAUCAGUACUACACAAGACACGAGAGGGGUUAAAUAUAAAAUAUUCUUUCUCACAAGUACAAACCAGGGAGGUGAAAUCGGUUCUCAACCAGGAUUUACCACACCAAUACUUAGCCCACGGGUUUCUGAUACGAGCUUACUGGUGGCGGUAAAUUUGCAAGAAAACUAUACAGCAUGAAGUGAGUAACCACUGCACGCUAAGGGAACACCGGUAUUCUGCCUCGAGCAAUGUAGCUAUAACAGCCUAGGCUGCCAUCACUGUUACUGACCAGUCUUGCACUAGGCAACAAGACGGUGACUUCCAUUACUGUACAGUGGAAUCAUGGCAGUGAAACGCAAAGUCUCAAGGAAAUACUUAAUGUAGUUCCACUUUAAGCUACCGAUAUUAAAUUGUAUUGUUGUCCAAACUGUGAGAAUCGCGCUCACCCUGGGGGAAAUCCUCUUUCAAAAUUUUGUGGUGCAUUAUCUCUAACUAGCAAGUCAUAAUAAACUCUUGUGAUAUCGGAAAGCAACCUUGAAAAUAGUUGGCGCACAUGACACGGUGUUGUUAAAUCACUCGUAUUUUAGCUUGUAUAAACACCAGUCACUGCAAAAAUAUAUCCGUCAUUUAAGCAGAUUUAAACUUUAUUAGCACACAAUAUCGAUCAGAAGAAGCCUUAUAUCCAGCGGAAGUUUCACCAACGUCCACCUGAUCAGGUAACAACUGCAAGUCAUGUCUGUAACACAGGUUCACUACUGCAAACUGCAAAACUGCACCAUCACUGUUGAGGUCUGCGGUAUAUGACUCAGCGCUUCUUCUGGGCUGAGAACGCCUCUAGGCGAGCUCCCACGCACCGCACACACGCACGCAUGCACGCAACAGUAUGCGACACGAAUGCUGUGUUCUUAAGUCAUGAAGGUGGCUCUGUUAUGGCUACGAUACGUGACGUCACAAAGUUCUGAUGUCACCCAGUCCAGGCUCCAGCACCCUACGUCAGUCCUCUUUCUGGUGUUUCCAAGCGCUGACGUCGCUAAGUCCUGACAUCACAGUCCUUGAAGAACGCUGAAUUCUGACGCCACCACUGGCGUCAUCGAAUCCUUACAGCAUCGUAAUGUCUGACGUCGAAGAUGAAUCUCCGACGGAGCAGUCUAGCGGGGCUUCAAGCUGGACCCAGUUUUGCCACCAUGAAGACCUCUUUUCUCAGGCUCACCGGAUGCUGAUUGGCGAGGACGAGGUAGAUGAAAAGCACCGGUCGAGGCGAAACGCCGAAAGGGACACUGUCUCAGUACUGGUCACUUCCGGCGCUGGGAAAGAGGUCAUUAAGGAAGGGUCACCAUCGGGAGGCGACGAUGACUCAAAGACGAAAAAAAUGGAAACGAGAGUUCGGAAGAUGAAGCGGAAAGCUCCGGCAUCAGCAGCGAGUAGGCCUGCCGUUGUACUGAAGACACUGCCGCCGCUGCUACGGAUGCCAAUGCCGCUUCGCGCUACGCCUCCGGUGCACAGUGGGGCGGCGAAAUCAUCCCCCCCACGACACUCUUCAUCACCAAAACGCUGUAACACCACCCCUCCCGCUCGGAGAGUCUCCCCGCCCCCGCUCCUCCCACUAUCAUCAACACACUUCACCUCCACGCCUACAUACUCCACUUCUCCAUCAGCCUCACCACCAUCAAAACGCACCACCCCCUCCACUUCACCGCUCUCUCAACGCAUUCCAAUGGCGCCCAUCACAAAGCCUCUCCUACCACCUACAACUUCCACAGACUGCUACUCGCCAACGCGAGAGGAAAUGGAAGAGGAACUUCGACUAAAGAGAAAGGUGUGUGGCGUGUGUGGCGACGAGGCUCGCUCGAUGCACUUCGGAGGCUUGGCUUGUGAUUCGUGUAAGGCUUUCUUCAGGAGAGCCGUGGUCAGCAACAUUUUCUCAAGCUUCGUGUGCUACAUCGACCACCACUGUGCAAUCACUGUGGACUCGCGCAGAAACUGUCAGGCAUGUCGGUUCGCCGGCUGCCUGCGCGCCGGAAUGGAGGUGUCGUUGGCCAGACGGGAGGAAGAGGCUUCAGGGAAGCAGCAAACGGAUCCCUUCUAUCACCACCACCGUCUGGAUCGAAGCCACAACCGCCUCCACAGCCACAAUACCAUCUACAACAGGAACCCGUCUCUGGACCCCAGCCUCCUGGGAAAGGACUUCACGCUGGGGACUAACACCACCUUCAGUCAUAUUAAAGGUCUCCACCCUGCGAGUGUCCACAGCUUCGGGGACGCUGAAACAAGUGGGAUGUUUGUCCGUUCAGGAAACAAAUCGCGUCCUCUCCUCAGCUAUAGUCCAACCACUAGCCACGGUUUUCCUGCUAGUUUCAUCCCCUUGGAUGUACAUGGCUGUCUUUCUAGCCAAGCGUACCUGGCUAGCCAUCAGCUUGUAGACAGGAGUGGUCCAGCUAGUAGCAAUACUUCUGUUUCUAGCCCCACUCCUAGCAGAAGCCAGGCUUCCACGUCUAGACGAAGCCCCACUCAAAGUUGUAUUCUGACGGCCAGCCAUAGUUCUGCUAAGAGCCACACGCAUAUGACUAGCAACAAUCUCAUCAGAAGCCAUAUCUCUGGAUCUAGUGAUAGGCAUGCCAAUAGUCAGACGUCAAUGUCUGCUAGUCCCCCUAAGCAGCCACCCAUGACCCCAAGGCACACCACAUAUUCACCUACGAUUAACCUAGGCCACACUACACUUUCACCAGUAACUACACAAAACCACUCCAGAUCUUCGCCUACAGUUCCCCAAAACCAUACUAGCCACUCAUCUGUAACUACCCAGGCCCCUAAUAACCAUUCAGCUGUGACUACCCUAAGCCACAAUUGCCAUUCACCCAUGAUUCCUUUGAGCCAAAACAGACAUUUACCUAUAAUUACCCUAAGCCCUUCAAGUCACUCUCUUAUGGCUAGCCACAGCCAAGGCUUCGUCAGCAGCCACAAGUCAGAACAGAGUUACAACAGCCAUACUUCAGCACCCAGUCAUAAGUCAGAACCCAGAUACAUCUCAAACAGUGACAGCAUAGACACUCGAGCCUUUGCAAAAUCGUGGACGGAGGAUGACCAAGACCCUCCAGUGAAAAAAGAACCAGUGGAAGAUCAUCAAAACAUUGACAGUGGGAACUCCUCGCCUACUGCCUGUUUUGAGAGCCUUCCUCAACAACCUUUAAAUCUCAGCGAAGAAGCAGUAUCUGUUCUCAAGAGUGAAGACCACGUAGAAAUCAAGGAGCUACACAGGUACUAUAACUCAUCUUUCGACCUCCCUAUACCAGUGAGCGACCGGAUGAUUAGGACGGAGGAGCUGGGUAAGAUGUACUCUUACUUCAUCCAGAGACGAGCAAGGUUCCUAGUCAGCACGCCGCUGUACAAGACUCUAGCUUUGAAAGACCGUCAGAAGCUCCUCCACACUGCGGUGGCCAUGAGCACCUACUACACCGGCGCCCAUCUCAUGGACACCACAGACUUCACCUGGAAAAGCAGCGACGGCACAGCAGCGACUACCAUCAUGUCAGUCAGCACCAUCCGUCCAGUACUCUCUCACGAACAGUUCAUGUACAUGAUGCGUUUCUACGUGACAUACUCUCCAUUCUUUAGCGACCAGACGGUGACUAUACUGAUGCAGGUGCUGUCGCUUUUCUACUCUGAGCCGGGGUUGACGGAGGCACGAGUGGUCGAGGAAGGACGUGUUCACUACAUCGAUCUCCUCUCACGUUACCUAAUAUCGACUCAAGGUCCUCGAGUUGGCCAAGAGCACCUAAGAAUACUCUUAGACAGUCAGCAGGAGGCCCGAAGCCUAGUGAAUCUUCUUCAACACGUGGAUCUGACACCCCGGGUACCUAGGCACGACGUGGUCAACGCAAAGAAGAUACUGAUGGAGGGUAUUCAGUUAGUGUUCGACAAGGCGAGAAAAAGCAUGACUCGAGUGCCGAGGGAGAAGCACAUAGGAUAUCACACUGACGAGUCUUCUCCUGUCACUACACAGUGUGAAUCUCGAGACACCAUCAUCUCAGCGGGAACUUCUUCGCUUCAGGACGAAGACCGAGUAAACUUCAUCCAGAGUACCUUUAUCCGUUUGGCCAACUGUGAGGACCCUCAAAUUCUAGCAAAUGCUCGUCGCAUCUUACCCUCUGAACUCAUCCUGAAAUUCUUGAAGGUACUACAGGAAACGCCUUUUCCUGACAAGGCGCAUAUCUGAAAAUUAUCGUUGCUAUGCUCCAGAAUUUUAAGCGAUAGUAACUUCUUCCGGCCCCCGGCUAGAAAAGAAUUCGGUCCGCGGCGAGGUUCUCGCCGCAUCACGAAUCCCCAUCUCGUCUUACGGAUCGCCAGUCCGUGACGUUACCAUUUGUAAUUUGGCGCCCAUGAACCCCAAAGUUAAUUUUAAGAUUAGUUUUAAGUAGCCUUCAGUGGAGGACGAACCUCAGCAGGCGCUUCCACUAGGACACAAUCAAUAUCUAACGCUCAAAACGAAGCAGGAGCCACAAGCCGUAUAUCUUCAUUGGACAUUAAGAUCGGUUUGAUGGGUCAUGUCGCCCGCGUGUUUACUAUGUCUGUGAUCAUUUACAUCUGAUAAGUGAGCUCUGGUGAGCCUACAACAGAUGUUUAUGACACGUGUUUUGAAGCCAAGCUCAAAUGUUCACCACUGUACAAAUUUUGUAUAAUAAGACUUUUUUUACACAUCAGUUUUUUUUUCUUGUUCAUUAAGUGACUCAGGUAAUCUUUCCGUCUAUUGCUAGGCCUAGUAGGUAAGGUAGGCUGGUACUGUAAUACUGCUGCUACCACUAUCACUGUUGUUAAAGCUAACAAAACCACUAUUGAUACUACAUCUACAACUAACUUCUGGUAUUAUAACACACACACACAAACACACACACACACACACACACACAC
This is a messenger RNA of Cherax quadricarinatus, 5356 nucleotides long. RefSeq lists its product as uncharacterized. Gene Ontology annotation, biological process: positive regulation of transcription by RNA polymerase II; negative regulation of transcription by RNA polymerase II; cell differentiation. The record is from RefSeq and is a predicted model, not a curated record. NCBI's taxonomy places the organism in Eukaryota, Metazoa, Arthropoda, Malacostraca, Decapoda, Parastacidae. Gene Ontology annotation, molecular function: zinc ion binding; RNA polymerase II cis-regulatory region sequence-specific DNA binding; nuclear receptor activity.